AUGUCCGUCAAUUCGUUCCCCGCGCAGUCCUCCUCGCCGCUUGGUCGGAAUCGCAGCUCCCUCCUGUCCAAGUUCCGCUCCCAACUCGGUCAACGCAAUCGCAGUCUCGCCGAUUUUUAUAUCGAACCCGACGAUCCCUGGCGCUCGUACUUCCCGGGCGAUGUCGUCACGGGUACCGUCGUCCUCACCGUCGUCCGCCCCGUGCGCAUCACCCACCUCGUCAUCAGUCUCCAUGGCGUCGUCAAGGUCUUCAAGAAUACCGUCCCCUCCGGGGAAGCCGCCCCGGAGGUGUCGUCCCUGGGUCCUGGCCGCGGGCGGCGCGGGGCCGAAUAUCUGGGCAACGGCUUGGCCACCCUCUUCGAGGACGAGGUUGUCCUCUGCGGUGAGGGUCGUCUCAAGGAGGGCAUCUACAAGUUUCGCUUCGAGAUGUCCUUCCCGCCGUACGCCCUGCCCAGUAGCAUCAGCUUCGAGCGCGGCACCAUCGCCUAUUUCCUUACAUCCACCCUGACCAAACCGACCACCAUAAAUCCCACCCUCACCUGCCGCCGUCGCAUCAACCUUCUCGAAAACAUCGACAUCGCCCCCUUCCCCGCCCCCAAGGCGCGCAUCGUCACCCUCGAGCCCGUUUCCAGACGCUCCAAGUCCAAGGCGAAACCUCGAUCCAGCGCGACCGAUCCUCCCACCGACUCCCCAACAUCGCUGGACCCCGGCCACGGCGCAUCCGCGUCCGACCCGCCCCCGUUGAGCCCGGCCCCCAGCAACGUCAGCUCGUCGAGUCACCGGAGCAACAGCACCCAGAGCUUCCAGAUCACCGGCAGCGACCCCAGCUCGUCCACCGGGACCGGCGUGCGCACCAGCGAGGCCCGCAGCCUCACCCCGUCCCUGGGGGAUCGGACCAUCACCGCCAAGACCGAGGUCCUCCGCGCCGGCGUCCUCCCCGGCGACACCCUCCCCAUCCAGGUCACCAUCGCCCACUGCAAGCAGGUGCGCAGCGCCCACGGCAUCAUCGUCACCCUCUACCGCCAGGGUCGCAUCGACCUCCACCCGGCCAUCCCGGUCGGCCGGUCCGCCGAGGGCAAGAAACCCGUCUACGAGGACUACUACCCGCGCUCCCGCACAGGCCUGGGCGGGCUCACUCUCGGUACCAGCCGCAGCAGCAGCGUCUUCCGGAAGGACCUCGCCCAGGGCUUUGCGCCCCUGGUCGUAGACCCGUCCACCCUGACCGCUGUCGUCAAGACCUCGAUCCGCAUUCCCGAGGACACCUUCCCGACCAUCACGCGCACCCCGGGCAGCAUGAUCAACUUCCGCUACUACGUCGAGGUCGUCGUCGACCUGCGCGGCAAAGUCAUGGCACCCGAUCGCUUCCUGCCGCGCUUCAACCUCAUGUCGUCCGGCGGCAACUUCUCGCCGAGCGGCAAGGUCCUCAACUCGCCCGACGCCGGCAGCGGCGCCGCCAUCACCGCCAACUGGUCGGGCAACAUCCUCGACACGGACCAGAUUCGCCGCGAGAAGGGCGUCGUCGCCGUCGCCUUCGAGGUCGUCAUCGGCACGCGCGACUCGCACCGUACGCCGUCGGCCCAGCGCACCCCGUCCACUGCCGCCGGAUCCGACGCGCGUUCCGAGGAUCACGGGUCGCCGGAGGAGCCGACGAGCCCGCGGCGCGCGGGAGAGACCGCCGACCCGACCGCUUCGCCCGCCGACUACGGGUUCCCGCCCCCAGAUGCCUACUGGACCGAGUACCCCGAAGGGCCGCCACCGCCGCCGCGACCGUUCCAGUCGCUGGGCGAGAUGGUGGCCACGCCGCCGACGGAGGAACCGGUCGACGAGAAGACGCGACUCCGGCGCGCGGAGCAGACCCUGCUCCCCAGUCAGCCGCCCGCGGCGGGAGCGGCGGAGGCAGAAGAUGCGGGCGUGGGGCCCUCGUCCGCGCCGGACGCGGCUACGCCCACGGCGCCGGUGCUCGAGGACGACGACCGCUCCAUCCACGGCUACCAGCAUCUACCGUCUCCCGCGGUGGACGGCAGCGGCAGCCGAUCCGCUCUCCCGUCGGCGGACUCAGACCAGACGGUGGUCCCGGGCGGGCCGCACGUGGACGACAAGCAGGAGCUGGAACGACGGCGCCUGCUGAUGGAGGCCAGCGCGCCAGGGGACCACGAUUCUCCUGUCGCGGACGGGCCCAGUGCCCCUUUAUUCCACGAGGACGAUGACACCCCGCUGGUCGGGCGUACGGCCCCCGCGGAUGAGACUCUACCUCGCUAUCAGCGAUAA
Messenger RNA from Aspergillus campestris IBT 28561, 2268 nucleotides. It is a transcript of the gene rim8, whose product is annotated as pH response protein PalF. Gene Ontology annotation, cellular component: cytoplasm; cytosol; plasma membrane. The transcript is spliced from 2 exons. The coding region runs from base 1 to 2268 and encodes 755 amino acids. The record is from RefSeq and is a predicted model, not a curated record. Gene Ontology annotation, biological process: ubiquitin-dependent endocytosis. Gene Ontology annotation, molecular function: ubiquitin protein ligase binding; protein-macromolecule adaptor activity. Lineage: Eukaryota; Fungi; Ascomycota; Eurotiomycetes; Eurotiales; Aspergillaceae.